AUGCCACCUCAUUCGCCGCCCUCGCCAGAUCCGCAUCCCUCGAAACGUCAACGCGCUUCGUCCCCCGAUAAAGACUCCCCGUCUUCGGGAAAUGGAGGUCCUACCUCCCCCACCGAACAUUUGCAUGAUGGUGUUGGCCAGAGCUCCAAGACUGGUCAGUCUAGCAGCUUCCGCAACGUCAGCGCGUGUAACCGUUGUAGGUUGCGCAAAAAUAGAUGCGACCAAAAGUUGCCCAGCUGCGCCAGCUGCGAGAAGGCUAGGGUUGCCUGUGUCGGCUAUGACCCUAUAACCAAAAGAGAGAUACCUCGGAGCUAUGUAUACUACCUGGAAACGCGCGUCGACCAAUUAGAAUCUCUGCUUCGUCGCAACAAUAUAAGGUUUCCCCCUGCUAACAAUCUAGAAUAUUGUUCGCGACCCGGAACCGAUGGCGGCCUAGGACGCUCACCCACAGAUGGUUUGCCCUCUGCUGUCCCUGGUAAUGCAGAAGCUCCGGCCGUUGUGAAACCGCAAAAGAAUAAUGACGAAGUGGAAAAGCAGCCCAAGGUUGCGAAACCCAGUGGAAGUGGCGGACAGAGACAUCUCGGGUCUGCCACCGGAAUCUCGUUUGCACGCGUAGUCUUCGCUGCUGUUCAGUCGUCUGUCGGUGAUCAAAAGUCCACUUCUGACAAAACUGGGGUGCGACCUUAUAAACCGCUCUCUAGCAAUGGAGCCGUCGCAUCAGGCACGUCGAUGCGUGAUUCAUUCUUUGGUCUGCAUACUCGGCCAACCAUCAAGCCAGCCGAGUUUCCCCCCAAGGAUCUAGCCUUGAAGCUGGUGGAAUUGUAUUUUCAACACGCGAACCCCCAGAUUCCCGUUCUUCAUCGAGAUGAUUUUAUGAAGAUGUUUGACCGUGCAUAUGCUGAAGAAGGUAGAGUACGAGGCCCAAAAGAGCUCUACGUCUUAAACAUGGUAUAUGCAAUAGGAGGUGGCAUCAUUAUGGAUGCGCAGACAACUGCCACCAAGCCAUCCGGCGAAGAGAAAAAACAGGCUCAGCCCGAGGAGUAUCACGCAAGUGCCGUUGUCCAUCUGGAGGCUUGCCUAAGCAACAGUGGCGGAGGGUUGGAAGAGCUUCAGGCUGUGCUUCUGCUGGCAAACUUUGCUCUGCUUCGCCCGGUUCCGCCUGGAUUAUGGUAUAUUGUUGGUGUCGCCGUAAGAUUAGCAGUCGACUUAGGACUUCACUAUGAAGAUGGGAAAGAUCUCGAGUUUGACCUUUCCUCAGCUAAACUCAAAGUUGACGACACAAAUGACAAAUCGCGAGAAGCCUACCAACGUGAGAGAGGAAGGCGAGAGUAUACACGCGAUCUUAGAAGACGACUCUGGUGGUGUACGUAUUCAUUUGACAGGCUUGUUAGCACUUGCGUUGGACGACCUUUCGGCGUGUCAGAUCAAGUGAUCACAACCGAGUUCCCUUCUCUGUUAGAUGACCGCUACAUCACUACUGCUGGUUUCACUCAGCGCCCGUCCGAGGGCGAUGUCACGUAUAAAAUCGUGGCCAAGCACUAUUUUCGGCUUCGGCUGCUCCAAUCGGAGAUUCUUCAAGUUCUACAAUAUCAACAAACACAGAUGGCAAGAUACAAGGGGCAGAAUAACAGAAAUGAGUAUAUGCACACUCAGCUGCCGUCUCCUUUCCUGCAAAGGUUUGACUCCUUCAGGAAUUGGCGAAGAAAUAUUGAUGGGCGAUUAUAUGAAUGGAAAAAUUCAGCACCAACGCAACAGGAUUCUGGAGUCGCAUUUCACCCCGAAUUCCUAGAGUUGAAUUACUGGCAAACUAUUAUCAUGCUCUAUCGACAAAGUCUGAGCGUGCCAGCCAUGUUUGAGGGCGAAUACAACACAUCGAAAGAGGUUAAUAGUCCGUCCAUUUAUACGACCGAGCUGCAGGAAGACGAAGAGAGGGUAUAUGUCAAGGUAGCGGAAGCAGGCCAGAAGAUCCUCCGUUUAUACAGACAGCUACAUCUGAUGGGCUUGGUCAACUACACGUAUCUGGCUACGCAUCACCUCUUCAUGGCAGGAAUCUCUUAUCUGUAUGCCAUUUGGCACUCGCAUGUCGUUCGAAGUCGACUGACGAUGGAUGAGGUAGACUUUACGAUACUAGCGGCCACUUCGGUCUUCACAGACCUCAUUGAAAAAUGUCCACCCGCAGAAGCUUGCCGGGAUGCUUUUGACCGGACAGUCAAGGCAACUAUUAAAAUGGCGAAUUCUACUGGUGGAUUUGGGCAAGUAUUGCAUCGAAGCAAGCGUACGCCCAGGAACGGUAAUGAAAGAGUCGAUUAUAUGAACACUAAAGAGGCAACAGCCAACCGCCAAAGAGCUCAUCACCGCCCUUCUUUUGAUCAUUCAACGUCUCGGGCUACUUCAUCUUACAACACACCUGGACAGGAAAGCUACAGCUCACGUGAAACGUCACAGAUGGGUUCUAUGCAGGCACCAUCACAGAGCGGUGGAUUCCGUAUGUCCAUCCCUAGCGUCAAAGCAGAACAGGAUGGAUACUCCAUGUUGCGCUCCAUGCCGCAGUCCAUGCUUAGUGCGGGUAGCAUAUCUGAUGCGGCCUCGCUUCCUGACAAUUCUGCUAUAGACCCCGUCCUUCUUCCUUCUCCCGGUGCUCACAGCAAUUCUCCAGUAUCCGUUAAUAGCCUGACCCCACAAUCAAGUCACGGUCAGCCAUAUCCUCCAAAUGCCGGUGGAGGUUCCAAUUUCAAUAUACUUAGAUCGCCGGCUAGCAACUUUACUCCUGGCGCUACGAUGAAUUAUUCGGACUUACAAGGCAUGGACUUCCUCCAAAAUAUCCAAGGCACCCCGAACUCGGACGGGAUAGCCAAUACAGACAUGCAGAUGGACAUGGGCUUCGGCUUAGGCUGGGAAGGAUUGCAUCAUGAUUUCAGUGAUGGACAGCAAGUUGAUCUUUUCGAUGGGUUUUUCUUUGGGGGGCAGCAAGGCGGCGGCUGA
Messenger RNA from Hypoxylon fragiforme, 2982 nucleotides. RefSeq lists its product as uncharacterized. Gene Ontology annotation, molecular function: sequence-specific DNA binding; zinc ion binding; DNA-binding transcription factor activity, RNA polymerase II-specific. Gene Ontology annotation, biological process: positive regulation of transcription by RNA polymerase II; DNA-templated transcription. The record is from RefSeq and is a predicted model, not a curated record. Bases 1 to 2982 code for a protein of 993 amino acids. The transcript is spliced from 4 exons. Lineage: Eukaryota; Fungi; Ascomycota; Sordariomycetes; Xylariales; Hypoxylaceae.